Messenger RNA from Rosa rugosa (rugosa rose), 651 nucleotides. RefSeq lists its product as uncharacterized. The coding region runs from base 86 to 352 and encodes 88 amino acids. The record is from RefSeq and is a predicted model, not a curated record. The transcript is spliced from 4 exons. Lineage: Eukaryota; Viridiplantae; Streptophyta; Magnoliopsida; Rosales; Rosaceae.
UAGAGCCGGAUUCUCUUUUGACAUUCGCAGUCGUUGAAAACUGGAAGCUUUUUGAGCGAACUCAGAAGUGUAGAAAUCUCCAACAAUGGCGCAACCUGAGAAUCCUGUCGUCCUGGACCAGACGUUGAAGCCUUUUUACCAGAGAGCCUCCGAAGCCGAGGACCGCUUAACAAGACUUGAAGCUGCCCUUGCUAGUAAGAAAGAUUCUGGAAAUAAGGAUGAUUCAAAGUUGAUCAGUGAACUCCAAGAAGAGAACAAGAAGCUCGCUGCAGAGAAUGCAAAGCUCCAGUACCGCAUACACCACCUUGUUCAGGCAGUCAGAGAUGCUGAUGUCAAGUUAGAGAAAAAGUGAGUAUAUUGAUUGUGGAAUUAAAAACUAGAGCGGUGUGUCUAUUAAAAAAGUAAUGGGGGAUUUUCUGAACGAUUACAUAUGGCGAGAAAAGAAAAAUAUAUGAAUUUGUACUUUUGAACUCGGAGACAUCAGUAAUACUUUUCUCUUGGGACACACAAUUGAUUGAUUAAGAUAUUCAGAUACUGCAGUUGCCUACAUCUGAUCACCUGUGGUGUAAUGGAUGUAUAUUCUUGUUAGCAUCAUUUUUAUGGUGUAAAAUAAUGGGAUUGUUUAAAAUAUUUACUUGUAUUUUGUGUGCA